Molecule: messenger RNA, 3759 nt
Organism: Orbicella faveolata
Lineage: Eukaryota; Metazoa; Cnidaria; Anthozoa; Scleractinia; Merulinidae
Source: RefSeq, a predicted model, not a curated record
AUGUGGGACAACCGUGUCGCUACUACACCUGGCGUCCCCAAAUGGGACGACUCUGUAACGGUUCAUAACAUGUUCUUGACAAAAGAGGGUGGUCCAAAAAAAGUACCUGCUCUGAACAAAUCUUACAAGGAGUGGGACUGUACAGCUUUGUUCAAAGCCACUCUCUUUGCUCAAACUUUUGCCAUGCCAGACGGGACUGGAGGUGUUAGCACGUUAGACAGGCUUUACUUGAAACCACGUGCUUUAUCAGCCGGGACAUUUCAUUCUCCUGUUAGGAGUGCCACUGGAAACCAAGCUGAGACGUACGCGUUAGCUUUGGAUCAACUUCGCCGGCUGCGAAACGAACUUUGCCACCAGACUAGUACACGGGAGAUUGAGAAGGCCACCUUUGAUAACUAUAUAAUACUGGCAAAAGAUGCCUUUACCGCACUUGGACAAAACACCACCAAGAUCGAUGAGAUCGGAAAGCUGGAUGAAGAAGAUUUUCCCACUGCAAGGCUUAAACAAGUGGAAGACGAGUUAAAGAGGGAAAAAGAUGCUGCAGUCAAGUUUAAACAGAUCGACGAUCACCUUGUCAAGAUCGAAUCACAAACAGAAGUGGAACAUGUCGGGUCAGACGUGAAAGAUGUCAAGACAGAAGUAACAGAUGUAAAGACACAAGUGCAAGAUGUCCGAGUGGACGUGAAUGAUGUCAAAACUGAAGUAACAGAUGUCAAGACACAAGUAGAAGUUGUCGGGGUAGACGUGAAAGAUGUCAAGACUGAAGUAAUAGAUGUCAAGACACAAAAAACUGAAGUAACAGAUGUCAAGACACAAGUGAAAGAUGUCGGGGCAGACGUGAAAGAUGUCAAAACUGAAGUAACAAAAACUGAAGUAACAGAUGUCAAGAUACAAGUGAAGGAUGUGAAGACUGAAGUAACAGAUGUCAAGACACAAGUGAAAGAAAUCGGAGCAGACGUAAAAGAAUUAAAGGCAAACUUUGCCCACAUACAACAACCAAUGCAAGAGGAUGGCUCAAAAGGUCCAUUGUUUCCAUACACCUGCAUGCCUGAUAAGAUACCACACUUUAUUGGUCGCCAAAAAGAGUGUCAAGUAAUCCUGGAUCAUUUAACAAAUGGAGGUACUCGACUGGUUGAUGUCUGGGGUCCUCCUGCAUUUGGCAAGACGUCAGUGGCCAUUAACGUGGCACAUCAAUUGCGAGAGAUGGAGAUUCCAGUAUUCUUUGCAUCCCUUCGUGGAAUGACAAGGAAAGACGAUCUGGUGUCAAAGCUCCUUAGCAUGUUUGCAGAUGCUCAACAGGUGUUUCAUGUGUCACCGUCUCACUGGCUCAUCCAAUGUUUACAACAGCUGCGGAAUCCUUUCGUUUUAGUUCUGGAUAAUGCUGACGACUUACUGGAAUCUGGAGAUGCCGAACUGAAAGAAGACGUGCUAAGAUUUGUGGAGGAGAUUCUCACCACGUGCAGUCACAUCAAGCUUCUCUUCACUACACGUGAAUCUCUAGAUUACCUGAACCAUAAGAUUCCUAUGCAUAAUGAGAGAGUUGGUGUCCUGGAUGUAGCAUCCUCGGUCAGUUUAGUGCACUCCCUAUUGCCAAGUGUCUCAGACGAUAAUUGCAGAAGCAUAGUCAGGGUAUGUGGACAGGUUCCUCUGGCAGUGCGAUUGAUGUGUAGCAUUAUGAGAGAAGAAAAUGUUUCCCUUAACGAACUUCUAGAAGAACUGACGAUUUCACCCAUUGUUGAAGUUUUGGACAGCGAGAGUUUUCCUGAAGACGCUCGUCUCAAGACCAUAAUUAACAAGUCGUUCGAAAGACUCACUGGCCAUGAGAGAGCUGCAUUUGUGUCGCUGGUUGUUUUCCCUGGGUCAGUUGCAACAGAAGAAGCAACAGCCGUUUUAGAUUGGGAGACUCUAAGACAAACCAAAAAAGUCAUUCGAUCGCUGCAAAGAAGAUCUCUAGUAGAUUGUAGUGAAGACUUUUCAACUUUUACAAUUCACUCGCUUCUCAGAUCAUUCAUUGAUGAAAGAAGAAGAACUGACCAAGAAACGGGAGCUAUAUUUCUUGCAGCUCAGCAUCGCUUUUACAGCCAUCACAUCUCUCGUUUUGAAAUGGCUAAUGAGACAUUUUUAACUGGCCAAUCUAAUGAAGCGUUGGUGGCGUUUCUCAAGAACAGGGAUAGUAUUAUGUUAUCCCUCAUCAAUGGACCAGGUGAUAACAAGCUGUAUCCUAAAGCUGUGGAAGUGUUGUCCAAGGCAGAACUAUUUCUCUUUGCUCUGUUGCCAGUUGAAAAGUCAUUGUUCACGACAAUUUAUGACACAGCGGUGAAAGAGGCACAGAAAAGGCAAGAAGUGAACGAUGAAUGGAAGUUGUUGGCGGCCAAAUCGUUUAGCCAUUGGGGUUGGUUCUCUUCAGAUCAUCAAACCUGUGAUGAUUCCUUUCCGGCAGGCCUCACCGAUUCUGCUGAUUGUCCAGCAAAGUUUUUGUGCUAUUUUGGCAUUUACCAGUUACUCUGUGGUAAGCUGGACGAAGGAAUAUCGUCACUUCAGUGUGCAGUGUAUUCUCUAAGUAGCAGUUGUGAUGAGACAAUUCUGAAACAACUGGUCUAUGACGUGCUUGCAAUCAGUUACAGGAAGAAGGAGGAACAUAAAAUGGCAUCACAUUUUUCGCACCUUCAUAGAAUUAUCAGCAAGGCUAGUUCAGUAUAUGUCGGGGUUAGUAUUCCAAACGAAAUGUUGUCUUCUCUGAAGGAUAAUGCUUUCUGCCUCAUCGUAACUUUUAACCUACUCAGUUCUUUUCUAUCGGAAAGGAAAACACAGAACCCUGGUGUUUUUAACGCUAUCGGAGCUCUCUUUAAGUUCAGUUACAGUCUAAGUCUCGAGUCUUCUCUGGAGUGUUUAUCGCCGGAGCAUAUGAAGCCUUUAUUGAAAGUUAUCGAAACGAUAAGUCCGUUGAACGCAAACGAGCUGAAAGAGCAAUUGUUAAUCCCGACCAACAUGGCGAUCGCACUGGAAUCAAUGUUCAAAGCCGUCGACAAUUUUUUGCAUAUGCAUCCUUCGAGUACAACGUUGUUCCACCUCAACCAGAUAUUUGAGACGACACUGGUUGCCUUCCUUGAAAGCAUCGAGGAAAAGGACUGUGAUAUAUUUGUGAUUUGUCACCCUGCCAUACAGCUACUGAAAAAACUAUUAUGGAGUUGUGCAAAGUUAUCCGAGGGCCACCGUGAAAUAGAUUUCGAAGCGUUGGCAAGAACUUAUGACUUUAUUGGCAAAGUUCUCUACCUUACUAAGGACUACAGUAGAGCCAUUGAAUCGCAUCAGUACGCCAUUAAAGUUAGAGAAGAAAACAUUGGUGACCACGUGGACACAUCAUCAAGUCUGGCAAACAUUGGAUGUGUGCAUUUUAAGAUGAGCAAUGAAAUCGAGGGCGUUAAAUCAUUUCAAAGAGCAUUCGAGCUGAGAGAACAGUUGGGUAUUUCCGAUCACGUUGACACUGCCAAAGUUUACUGUACCCUUGGAGACAAACAUCUCGCCCUCGGUAACUACGAUAAAGCAAUUGAGGCUCACCUACAGGCCUUAAAACUUAGAAAGAAACAUCUCGGAGAGCAUCCUCUUACAGGAGCAACCUUACAUAAGAUAGCUGAAGUGUAUUACGCAAAAGGAAUUCACAGUGCUACUAGUCACUCCAAGCUUGAAACGUUUCUCCCUAUAGUAAGCUACGAAAAAGCUCUGACGUUUUGUCAACAAGCUUUGGCCAUGAGACUGUAG